GUAAGACCCAAGCAAGCUCAGGACGCGUCAUCGCCUCCCAAAUCUGCUCUUAGAUAGGGGAUGAGUCAGCCCAGGUCUAGACCCAUGCUGAUGCUGUGCGAUGCUAAGAUAGACGGAGACGAUUUCAACGUCAGCAGUAGAGGUAGCCCCACCACGCCUCUUUCUUGGAGCGGCGGUGGAGGUGGCGCCGCAUCUCUUUCCGCAGCCGAUGGUUUUGAAGAUACCUGUAGUAGUCACAUCCGUGGCUCUCCACCAGCUGCACCUUCCAGAUCCAAGCGCACUACUGCUGAUGAGACCACUAGCACAAGUACCAAAAUAUCAAGGAAAAAGAAAACAUUUGCUCAACUUAAGGAGGAAAGUCUGCUACUGGAAGAAAGAGUUUAUUUGAGAAAGGUCUGUUUGAGCCUUGAGGGUUGUUCUUCAUUCAUUUGUUCUCAUGCUCUUCUAAGCAGUGUGUUUAUCACUGUUCCAACUCAUUCAACUGGAGAUAGCAUCGAUCCGUGCUACCUGUAAACAACAUAGAGCCAGCAAUGUCAACUUGAAAAGAUUCAAGGUUAGCCCAAAAUGCAUGUCGUUUAAUAACUCAUUUGGCAAUAUAUAUAUGUACUCUUUUGUGUAGCCUUGCUUUUGAUGUAUACCUGCAUUAUUGCUGCUUAAUACCGAGAUGUGGAGUUCAACUGUUGAUGAAGAGGAGAAAAUAGGCUCUUGUGUCCACUACAAUACUUGGACUCUUCCCUUGCAUGCCGUGGAUGAGCGGGAACCAGUGUUGAGCGAGGAGGAGAGUCUUUUCUUAUUUCCUGAUCUGACUCUGAUGCCUUGUGAAGAUGGUUAGAGCUUGGUGGAAAACAGUGACACCAACAAACCCUUUUUAACUAAUGAAGAUUUGAUUGCAAGGUUAGUUUAGAAAUCCUAACCUGUAGGGGAGAAAUGGCAGAGUGUCGUGUUCCCUAGUUCAUUACUUGUUUUGAGAAUUAAUGGUGGUUCUUUGUGGGUACCUCCCCUGUGUAAGCUUCUUGGAACAAAUUUCCCUAAUCCAUCACCUAAUACAUGGGCUUGAGCAACAACCAGGCAUCAAGCAUGUUGAAUGAACAAUGCUUCAAUAGGAUUGGAGCCCCAAAGGCAACAGAUUUCUUCGAGAA
This is a messenger RNA of Hibiscus syriacus, 1139 nucleotides long. RefSeq lists its product as uncharacterized. The record is from RefSeq and is a predicted model, not a curated record. Lineage: Eukaryota; Viridiplantae; Streptophyta; Magnoliopsida; Malvales; Malvaceae. The coding region runs from base 61 to 513 and encodes 150 amino acids. The transcript is spliced from 3 exons.